GAAGGGGAGAGGUGCAUUUACCAUCCAAUGAUAUCGUACCAGAAAUGAUGCUGCUCGCACUUUCGGUAAAGAUAGAAAGAAGGAAAGGACGUGCACGCACUGAAAAGCUAGGUCAAGGUUUUGAGAAAGAGCAUACAUGCUUUAAAUAGACCCGCGGAACCCACAGGACGGCGCACAAAUGCAAGGAUCAGCAUACCUGUACAGGUUUUCUGCAUGCUGCUUUUUAAAGGAGUAACUAUAUUAGCUGCAGCGGAUAUAAUCAUGCAGGAAGCCUUACUGCAACGUUACAUGCUGAAAACAACAAUGCAAAGGCAGUGACAGUCAAUCUCGAGCUCUACUGUGGUUUAACCAGUCCUGUCACUUCCUCUUUGACGUGUAUGUAGUGGACUGUCAGUCGUAAGCGCUAUUUUAAAAGCACAGGACUUUAUGUUUUGAUUGCAUGGAGGAAUCCGUCGGCCUGCUUCGCUGUUUUAUUAAUCGGCUGAACCGGUAGCCAGCAGCUCGCUUACAGACAGAGCGAGGAAAUAGCGUUGCAGCGACCGGCAGACACCUCGAUCCGCGGCGGGGAUGUGUGUGAGCUAAAGCCGCCGGAUAUCGAUGGCCGCGUCGCUCUGAUCAGAGCCGCUUCGAGCUAAAACCCCGCGCCGAAGGUCUGAGAAAUGAGCUGGGCUCCUUCUCUCUGAUGCACUCGAGCUAAGGGCCGUCCUGGUGGAUUUGCCCCUGACCCAGCGGAGCGUUUCCAGCCCCAGCCCCGCUCCACGGCCAACAUGCUGAUCAAAGAGUACCGCAUCCCCAUGCCCAUGAGCGUGGAGGAGUACCGCAUCGCUCAGCUCUACAUGAUUCAGAAAAAGAGUCGUGAAGAGAGCGAAGGCGAGGGCAGCGGGGUGGAGAUCAUGGAGAACCGACCCUACACGGACGGCCCAGGCGGCUCUGGUCAGUACACCCACAAGGUUUACCACAUCGGCCAACACAUCCCUAGCUGGUUCCGCUCAAUCUUGCCAAAAGCCGCUCUUCGUGUGGAAGAGGAAUCCUGGAACGCCUACCCAUACACCCGCACACGCUACACAUGUCCUUUUGUCGAAAAAUUUUCCAUCGAUAUCGAGACGUACUACAGGUCGGACACGGGUUGCCACAAUGACGUCUUCAACAUGUCCUCAGUCGAAAAGAGGCAACGGGAUAUAGAUCCCAUCGAUAUUGUGAAUGAUUUCAUUGCCCCUCAUGAAUACCUGGCUGAGGAAGACCCGAAACUGUACAAGUCAUAUAAAACCCAGCGGGGCCCCCUGUGUGAUGACUGGAUUGCAGAAAUCAACAACAACCCAGGCAAAAUGCCCAUCAUGUGCGCUUACAAGUUGUGUAAAGUGGAGUUUCGAUACUGGGGCAUGCAGUCCAAGAUUGAGCGUUUCAUUCACGAUGUGGGGCUGAGGAAGGUGAUGGUGCGCGCUCAUCGGCAGGCCUGGUGUUGGCAGGAUGAGUGGUACGGUCUGACCAUGGAGGACAUCCGGCAGCUGGAGCUGGAGACACAGCUGGCUCUGGCACAGAAGAUGGCGCAGUACAGCAGCAACGAGGAGGGCAGCGAGAACAAUGGCGCCGUCACCAGCCCCAAGAAAGAGCAUGAAGCCAAGGAGGCCAUCGACGCUGAGGGGACGACGAGGACCAUGGGGGAAACGCUACAGGCACGAGGAGAGCUGACCAAGCAGUGGUCCACCUCUUCUAGGUCCUCGCGGUCCUCUAAGAGAGGGGGAAGUCCUUCACGCCACAGCAUUUCUGAAUGGCGCAUGCAGAGCAUCGCCAGAGAUUCGGAGGACAGCACAGACGAUGAGUUCUUUGAUGCUCACGAGGACUUGUCUGACAAUGAGGACAUCUUUGCCAAGGAAAUCACCAAAUGGAACUCCAACGAUCUGAUGGAUAAAAUCGAUACAGCGGAGGCAGAGGAAUCACAGGGUGACUAUCAAGAAUCGGGUGGGGAGUUUUCUGGGACUGCCAGCGUGGAUCGACUCAAUGAGGUCUGCUCCUCACAGCAGGGCUUACAGCCGUCCAAGAUCCACGUCCUCAUCCUGGUCCUGCACGGUGGCAACAUCCUGGAUACGGGCAGCGGAGACCAGAACAGCAAGCAGGGGGACGUCAACACCAUCGGCAGCGCGUUCGAUGCUGUGAUGCGGGUUCAUUACCCCGCUGCAUUGGGCCGCAUCGCCAUCUGCCUGGUUCCGUGUCCGGCUGUGUGUGUGGAGGCCUUCUCUCUGGUGUCGAAUUUGAGUCCCUACAGCUAUGACGAAGGCUGCCUCUCCAACAGUCAGGAUCACAUCCCUCUGGCCGCCCUGCCCCUAUUGGCCACCUCUGCACCACAGUACCAGGACGCCGUGGCAACGGUCAUAGUGCGAGCCAAUCAGGUCUACGGUGACUUCAUUAGAUCCCUGGAGGGAGCCACUUUCACCGGACAGGUGUGUCUGAUUGGUGACUGUGUGGGAGGCAUUCUGGGAUUUGAUGCUCUCUGCAGCAGCAACAUCACCGUGUCAGAGAGUCAAAACAGCAGCCGACGCGGCAGCAUUGUUAGUGUCCAGGACAAUGACCUUCUGUCACCGGGGAUCAUUAUAAACAGCACUCACUGCUCGGGUUCAGGCUCGGGCUCGGGUUUGACUCUGGAGGGCAGUCGGCACCUCAGCCGCAGUAAUAUAGACAUUCCUCGCUCCAGCGGUCCGGACGACCCCAAAAAACAGCUGCCCCGCAAACGCAGCGACUCCUCCACCUACGAGCUCGACACCAUCAAACAGCACCAGGCCUUCCUGACCAGUCUGCACUCCAGCGUUUUGAGGAAUGAUCCGGGUUCUCGCCGGUCCAGCAGCAGUACCAUGCUAGAGGGAGGAGGUGCUCUGGGAAAGUUUGACUUCGAAGUAUCUGACUUCUUCCUCUUCGGCUCUCCGCUAGGCCUGGUCCUCGCUCUGAGGAAAACCGUUGUCCCUUCUUUGGACGUGGCUCAUCUUCGUCCAGCGUGCCAGCAGGUUUACAACCUGUUCCACCCGGCGGAUCCCUCCGCCUCACGUUUGGAGCCUCUGCUGGAGAAGCGCUUCCACCUGAUGCCACCGUUUAGUGUGCCGCGCUACCAGCGCUUCCCGCUGGGUGAUGGCCAGUCAGCGCUGCUGGUGGAAACCAUCCAGAGUAACCCUCACCUCCUGUUGGAGAGUGUGAGCUGUGCCGCCCAGCGCUGUCAGGAUGGCAUCAGCGAGACUUCCUUUCCCGUCCCUGUGCUCAACUGGCAAGCCACGCCGGCCCCCGCCGAGUCGGACGUGAUGCAGUCUCACAGCAUUAUGUUUGCGGAUCACUCCAAUCCUUCGUCUCCGGCAUCCAUUCCAGCCUUCCGCGGGGCGCGCAGGGCCAGUGAGACCAGCAUCGCCAGCCAGGUGUCGGGGUUAGCGGACAGUUACACCGCCUCCAACAUCGCCAACAUAGUGCAAGCAUGCCAACUUAGUCUCUCCAAAAAGCUCAGACUUUUGUCCCAAUUGCCGCUUCCCUAUAAUAAAAGCGGCUCCCGAAGCCCCUCCCCCAAACCCAGCAAAGUGCCAAAUAAGCAGCAGGUAGAAAGGCAGGAUUCCAGCUGUUUGGAUGAUUCAGAGCAGAGCGUCUCUCGAGGCUUUGAGCCCUCAACCUCGCUCGCCUCAGACCCGCCAUCUCCAUGUGUCCCGCUGGACAUCGAGCAAGUCGCUGCUCGCUGGUGGGGCACGAAGCGCAUUGAUUUCGCCCUGUAUUGUCCUGAUGCUCUGACUGCGUUCCCCACCGUGGCUCUACCUCACCUGUUUCACGCCUCCUACUGGGAAUCAACGGACGUUGUGUCUUUCCUGCUCCGACAGGUUAUGAGGCAUGAGAACUCCAGUAUUUUAGAACUACAUGGGAAGGAGGUGUCAGAAUUCACUCCGUCCAAACCGCGGGAGAAGUGGGUGAGGAAGAGGACCCAUGUGAAGAUCCGGAACGUUACAGCAAACCACCGCGUGAAUGAUGCUGUGUUUACGGAGGACGGGAAUCAGGUGGUCACGGGCCGCUUCAUGUAUGGGCCGCUGGACAUGGUCACACUGACCGGAGAGAAGGUGGACAUCCACAUCAUGACCCAGCCUCCGUCCGGUGAGUGGGUGUAUUUCAGCACAGAAUUGACCAAUAGCAGCGGCCGGGUGUCCUACACCAUUCCCGAGAGCAAGCGGCUGAGCAUCGGCGUGUAUCCGGUCAAAAUGGUGGUCAGGGGCGACCACACAUCUGCUGACAGUUACCUGACGGUGCUGCCGCGCGGCACGGAGUUUGUCGUGUUCAGCAUCGACGGCUCUUUUGCUGCCAGCGUGUCCAUCAUGGGCAGCGACCCUAAAGUGCGAGCAGGAGCGGUUGAUGUGGUCAGGCACUGGCAGGAUCUGGGUUACCUGAUAGUGUACGUGACGGGACGUCCAGACAUGCAGAAGCAGCGUGUGGUGGCCUGGCUUUCACAGCACAACUUCCCUCACGGAAUCGUGUCCUUCUGUGAUGGGCUCGUACACGACCCCCUCCGACACAAAGCCAACUUCCUCAAGUGUCUCAUCACAGAGGCACAAAUGAAGAUCUUCGCUGCUUAUGGCUCCACUAAGGACAUCUCUGUGUACACGUCACUGGGUCUGCCGCCAUCACAGAUCUACAUCGUAGGGAGACCAACGAAGAAAAUGCAACACCAGUGUCAGUUCAUUGCCGAUGGCUACGCGUCUCACCUGUCCCAGCUGGAGUACAAUCAGAGAUCCAGACCCCCUAAGACUGCCAGCACUCGCAUGGUCCUGCGGAAAGGAAGUUUUGGGCUUGGCGGCAGUGGGGAUUUCCUGCGGAAGCGCAAUCACCUGUUGCGCACUAUUUCCUCACAACCCACAUCCUCCACACCGCCCGUGCAUAUAGGACGUCCUGAACGUGCACAGAGCCAAUCGGAAUGUGACCGCGAGCGUGCGGAACGUGCCCAGAGGAGCAUGAGCAUCGCCGCCGGCUGCUGGGGCCGACCCAGCAAACUAGAGGGCGGAGCCCUGAGCCCAAAAUAGGCCCCACCCACCAGGUCCAAAUUCUGGAGACACUUCGUUCUGGAGGCACAUGGGGCUGCAGGAUCGGACACAACGAAAUCUCACAGUAUUACAACAGACUCUGUGAGUGAACCUCACGGCAUUACUAUUGUUGCAUGGGAAUUGUCUUCAUUCAUGAUUCAGUUUUUUUAGUCCGGCAGCCAAAUAUUUUCCAGAAAUCUAGCGCCUUAAGCAUGGCCCUGGGUCAUGGCCCUCACCUCUGACUUGAUUGAAUGUACUGUUGGGACUGAAAAACGGAUCGUUGGGUGGGUAUGGACUUUUUCCGCUUUUCCUAUAAUUCCCCUUCUGGUGUCCGCAGAGAUUCCCACACAUGUAAAUACGUGCCUCCUCUUACCUGCUCAGGGCAGCCAUGAACUCGAGGAGCUGAUAAGACCCAGAGGCCAUUUCACAUCCCUCUUCUCAUUGGUUUCUGUUGGGCCGGCCCAUCCCGGCAGCCUCUCCGAGCCGAAUCCCAGCAGCAUUUGGCAAUAAGGAUCAAAUCACGUCAUACCAAACUCUGUCUGCAGGUCAUCAGAGGCCUUAACUUCUUAUUCAGAGCACGAACGAACUCUCAAAGGAACAGCUAUCCCUUUACAAGGCCAUCUGCUUGCAAUACCUCCGGGAUGCCACCUCGACAUGGGCUGCUGGGUCACGUUUUUUCUUUUUGCUGUUUUGUUCACUUCUGAGCCACCAAACUCGACCGUAAGCACACGCCACAUCUGCUGAAGUAAAACUUUUCCGCUGUUGCUGUCGACGUGGAGAGAAUUUUUCCACCGUGCAGCUCGCUGUAUUUGCAUGACGACAAUGGACAAUUUUUCCGAGAUUUUGCUCUCAUUUUCUCUCGAAACCCUUUGCACUCAUUUCCCGGGUGAUCGGGGAGCGAGUCGCUCCACUUGCUAUCCCGAC
Molecule: messenger RNA, 5954 nt
Organism: Cyprinus carpio (common carp)
Lineage: Eukaryota; Metazoa; Chordata; Actinopteri; Cypriniformes; Cyprinidae
Product: membrane-associated phosphatidylinositol transfer protein 2
Biological process (GO): phospholipid transport
Cellular component (GO): cytoplasm
Molecular function (GO): phosphatidylcholine intramembrane carrier activity; metal ion binding; phosphatidylinositol transfer activity
Source: RefSeq, a predicted model, not a curated record